Etheostoma spectabile (orangethroat darter) is the source of this 1988-nucleotide messenger RNA. RefSeq names its product spermatogenesis associated 4 (gene spata4). Gene Ontology annotation, molecular function: microtubule binding. Bases 222 to 977 code for a protein of 251 amino acids. Gene Ontology annotation, biological process: regulation of cytoskeleton organization. The record is from RefSeq and is a predicted model, not a curated record. Gene Ontology annotation, cellular component: axoneme. The transcript has 6 exons. Lineage: Eukaryota; Metazoa; Chordata; Actinopteri; Perciformes; Percidae.
UCGUUACCAUGGUAACGGUCAUAUAAACACAGAAAGUUCAGUGCGUCAAAUUGCGGCUCUCUACGUGGCUAACAUCCAUCCGUUCGUUUAAUAUCGUAGAGAAAACCCAUCUUGCUAAUUAAUUAGUUAGGGGUGAGCAUGAUUUCAUGGAUUGACUUGUUAUAGCCUAUAUAACGGUAAAAACACUAUUUGUUUCUCGAUUUCAUCGGGCUCAGAGCAGCAUGUCUUAUGCGCAGUCUCCCAAAAAGACGGGACUACCAAGGGAAGUCGUGAAAUGGCUGCAAAGCCUCGACUUGUCAUUUUAUCCGAAGAAUGUUCGCAGAGAACUUUCCAAUGGUUAUCUUGUGGCAGAGAUAUUGUCUCGUUAUUACCCUCAAGACUUUCAAGUGCAUUCAUAUGACAAAGGAACAUCACUUUCUGCCAAACAGAGGAACUGGAGCCAGAUAGAGAGGUCUUUACAGAAGCAGAAUUUGCACUUGAUGCAAGAGUUCAUUGAUGGAGCCAUCCACUGUAAACCAAGAGCAGCUGAACUCUUGGUGCAGGAGGUUUAUACUAUCUUAACUAAGAGGAGAAUCAGAAAUGUUCAAGGCUCAGAGUCAGACUUCACUGACCAGGAGUACCAGGAGCUUCUACCCGAACUGGCCCGCUCCACGGCCUCUAAGGCCAUCAAGAACAACCUGAGGAUAACAGAGAUCAUGGCUGAGCCCGAUAUCAGUACAAACCAGAAAAAGGCAGAGGUCAUCCUGAGCAGGUACCUGGACCACAAGGCUGCAGAGAGGGUUUCUAACCCUGAACGUUUUAAAGUGAAGCCUAAUCUGGGUCGGCUGGCAAACAAAAAUCUUUUGACAUCCAGCCGCAACGAUGACACUACAUUAAGUAGGGAGUUCUGCUCCUCAUCGACAUGGAGUGGUGCUGCCGUUUCCUUUAAGGAAAUAAAGGUGCACCAGCCUGCCAGGCGCUCCCUGGUUAACUAUUAAAGGAAAUGGAUGGAGAUCUGUGCUAUAAUUGUAUUGUGUGUUUUCCCUGGGUUUGUGGAAGGAUUAGGUGCACGUUGAAAAGCAUAGCCUAUUUUAACUAUUAUGCCUCAAGUAUUUACUGGAGUAUACUUUGUUUUGGAAGACAGAGGACGUCACUGUUUGUUAUGGCUUAUGUAACGUUCUAGUGCCUCUUUCAUCAUUGUUAAGCCAUGUCUGUUUAAACCAGUAGGUGGCAGCAACAAGUCACGACUCAAAACCACUGCUAAAGGUGUACCAUUGACAAAAAGAAGAAAUAAAUGCAUCCGGAACUGAACGGCCUUGCUGUUCAUAUGUUUCUGUUGUUCAUUUUGGUAAGAAGCAACAGACAUUUUUCUCAAUCUACAUUUUAAGAAAUUAUGAUCAGCCACCUGCCAAAUGCUGGUAAAACUAUGCUUCAGAUUAUUACAUUCACUGUGGUAGGCACCACUUUAGGUAACUAAUUACUGAUUCCUGAACUAGCUUUCUAGAGUUGGGGAGUAACGAGUCCAAGUGACUUGUAGACAUGAAAGUUUGUUUCUCAUUUAAUCAUUAAUGUUCCUAAUUGCAUAGCCCUUGGUUGAAUAGAUUUCAGCAAUACUUUACAGGCAGAUCCUCAGCGUUAAUAGCACCAUAUGUUGUGCCCCUUUAGCGGAUUACCUCAGGGCUGUGGCACCUCACCUUAGCUGUGCUCGCGGUAAGUGAAUGACGUUACAAAGUUUCCGUACUGACAGAAGCAUUUUCAUGUUUUUAAUUAUUUAGUCAUCGUGAGCCAGUUACCACAGAAUAAUUUUGCUCGUGGUCUGCUGGUUGGUGAUUUUUUUAGGGGUGCAACAACAGCUUGUGCGCAAGAUGCAUUUCUUUAAAAGGCAAUCAAGGUUGACUAUUGGCUUUAAGCUAAAAAGUUAAAUUAUAUGGUUUUAUACUUUUUUUGUUCCCUCAAAAGGGGUAAACAAACGUUCAAAUGGGGAUAAAGAAAGAUCAGCUGUAACUAUC